Molecule: messenger RNA, 3573 nt
Organism: Drosophila suzukii
Lineage: Eukaryota; Metazoa; Arthropoda; Insecta; Diptera; Drosophilidae
Source: RefSeq, a predicted model, not a curated record
UAAUCGAAUUAUUCCACUUGUUGCGGGAUAUAAAGCAACGAAAGGGCCAAUCCAAAUCAGACGUUAUUAAAGACUAGAGAUAUAAUGAGUAUACUUCCAGUUUCUAGUCUGAUUGGGUCUUGGCCGAAUUGUGGACCAAAUUUCCUAUAUCACCCUAUUGCGCGUGUUUGUCUCCCGACUGGGGUUAUCAGACCUUAUGAUCCAAUCAUUCCGGACCUGGGACAUAUAAAAAUUCCAGAAGUAGAUUUUGGAGGUAUGCUCGGAGGAGGAUCUGGAGGAAGUGCAGUAGGGGGUCCUGGUGGAAAACCUAAGGGAAAUACUGGAGGAAGUUGUGGUGGAGGAUCUGGAGGAAGUGCAGUAGGGGGUCCUGGUGGAAAACCUGUGGGAAAUACUGGAGUAAAUAUUGGAGGAGGAUCUGGAGUAUAUCCUGGAGGAGGAUCAGGAGGAAGUCCUGGAGGAGGAUCUGGAGGAAGUUCUGGAGGAGGAUCUGGAGGAAGUCCUGGAGGAGGAUCUGGAGUAAGUCCUGGAGGAGGAUCUGUAGGAAGUCCUGGAGAAGGAUCUGGAGUAAGUUCUGGAGGAGGAUCUGGAGUAAGUCCCGGAGGAGGAUCUGGAGGAAGUCCUGGAGGUCUGAUAAGGCCUUGGACGAAUUGUGGACCAAAUUUCCUAUAUCACUUUAUUAUGCGUGUUUGUCUCCCAACUGGGGUUAACAGACCUUAUGAUCCAAUCAUUCUGGAUCUGGAACCAAUAAAAGGAGGAUCUGGAGUAAGACCUGGAGGAGGAUCUGGAGAAAGUCCUGGAGGUCUGAUUUGGCCUUGGCCGAAUUGUGGACCAAAUUUCAUAUACAACCCUUUUGCGCACGUUUGUCUCCCGACUGGGGUUAUAAAAAUUCCAGAAAGUCCUGAAGGAGGAUCUGGAGGAAGUUUUGGAGGAGGAUCUGGAUUAGGUCCAGGAGGAGGACCUGGAGUAAGUCCUGGAGGAGGAUCUGGAGGAAGUCCUGGAGGAGGAUCUGGAGGAAGUCCUGGAGGUCUGAUUGGGCCUUGGCCGAAUUGUGGACCAAAUUUCAUAUACAACCCUUUUGCGCACGUUUGUCUCCCGACUGGGGUUAUAAAAAUUCCAGGAAGUCCUGAAGGAGGAUCUGGAUUAGGUCCAGGAGGAGGAUCUGGAGUAAGUCCUGGAGGAGGAUCUGGAGAAAGUCCAGGAGGAGGAUCUGGAGUAAGACCUGGAGGAGGAGCUGGAGGAAAUCCUGGAGGAGGAUCUGGAGGAAGUCCUGGAGGAGGAUCUGGAGAAAGUCCAGGAGGAGGAUCUGGAGUAAGACCUGGAGGUCUGAUUGGGCCUUGGCCGAAUUGUGGACCAAAUUUCAUAUACAACCCUUUUGCGCACGUUUGUCUCCCGACUGGGGUUAUCAGACCUCAGGAUCCAAUCUUUCCGGAUCUGGGAGGAGGAUCUGUAGUAAGUCCUGGAGGAGGAGCUGGAGGAAAUCCUGGAGGAGGAUCUGGAGGAAGUCCUGGAGGUCUGAUUGGGCCUUGGCCGAAUUGUGGACCAAAUUUCAUAUACAACCCUUUUGCGCACGUUUGUCUCCCGACUGGGGUUAUCAGACCUCAUGAUCCAAUCUUUCCGGAUCUGGGAGGAGGAUCUGUAGUAAGUCCUGGAGGAGGAUCUGGAGGAAGUCCUGGAGGAGGAUCUGGAGGAAGUCCUGGAGGUCUGAUUGGGCCUUGGCCGAAUUGUGGACCAAAUUUCAUAUACAACCCUUUUGCGCACGUUUGUCUCCCGACUGGGGUUAUCAGACCUCAGGAUCCAAUCUUUCCGGAUCUGGUAGGAGGAUCUGUAGUAAGUCCUGGAGGAGGAGCUGGAGGAAAUCCUGGAGGAGGAUCUGGAGGAAGUUCUGGAGUCGGAUCUGGAGGAGGAUCUGGAGGAAGUCCUGGAGGUCUAAUUGGGCCUUGGCCGAAUUGUGGACCAAAUUUCAUAUACAACCCUUUUGCGCACGUUUGUCUCCCGACUGGGGUUAUCAGACCUCAGGAUCCAAUCUUUCCGGAUCUGGGAGGAGGAUCUGUAGUAAGUCCUGGAGGAGGAGCUGCAGGAAAUCCUGGAGGAGGAUCUGGAGUAAGUCCUGGAGGAGGAUCUGGAGUAAGUCCUGGAGGAGGAUCUGGAGGAAGUCCUGGGGGAGGAUCUGGAGGAAGUCCUGGAGGAGGAUCUGGAGAAAGUCCAGGAGGAGGAUCUGGAGUAAGACCUGGAGAAGGAUCUGGAGGAAGUCCUGGGGGGGGAUCUGGAGGAAGUCCUGGAGGAGGAUCUGGAGGAAGUCCUGGAGGAGGAUCUGGAGGAAGUCCUGGAGGAGGAUCUGGAGGAAGUCCUGGAGGAGGAUCUGGAGUAAGUCCUGGAGGGGGAUCUGGAGUAAGUCCUGGAGGGGGAUCUGGAGUAAGUCCUGGAGGAGGAUCUGGAGUAAGUACUGGAGGAGGAUCUGGAGGAAGUCCUGGAGGAGGAUCUGGAGGAAGUCCUGGAGGAGGAUCUGGAGUAAGUCCUGGAGGAGGAUCUGGAGUAAGUCCUGGAGGAGGAUCUGGAGUAAGUACUGGAGGAGGAUCUGGAGGAAGUCCUGGAGGAGGAUCUGGAGUAAGUCCUGGAGGAGGAUCUGGAGUAAGUCCUGGAGGGGGAUCUGGAGUAAGUCCUGGAGGGGGAUCUGGAGUAAGUCCUGGAGGAGGAUCUGGAGGAAGUCCUGGAGGAGGAUCUGGAGGAAGUCCUGGAGGAGGAUCUGGAGAAAGUCCAGGAGGAGGAUCUGGAGUAAGUCCUGGAGAAGGAUCUGGAGUAAGUCCUGGAGGAGGAUCUGGAGUAAGUACUGGAGGAGGAUCUGGAGGAAGUCCUGGAGGGGGAUCUGGAGUAAGUCCCGGAGGAGGAUCUGGAGGAAGUCCUGGAGGAGGAUCUGGAGUAAGUCCUGGAGGAGGACCUGGAGGAAGUCCUGGAGGAGGAUCUGGAGUAAUUACUGGAGGAGGAUCUGGAGUAAGUCCUGGAGAAGGAUCUGGAGUAAGUCCUGGAGGGGGAUCUGGAGUAAGUCCUGGAGGAGGAUCUGGAGGAAGUCCUGGAGGAGGAUCAGGAGUAAGUACUGGAGGAGGAUCUGGAGGAAGUCCUGGAGGAAGUCCUGGAGGAGGAUCAGGAGUAAGUCCUGGAGGAGGACCUGGAGGAAGUCCUGGAGGAGGAUCUGGAGUAAGUACUGGAGGAGGAUCUGGAUUAAAUCCUGGAGGAGGAUCUGGAGUAAGUCCUGGACGAGGAUCUGGAGGAAGUUCUGAAGGAGGAUCUGGAGGAAGUCCUGGAGGACCCUCUGGAGAAGGUCCUGGAAGACCCUCUGGAGGAGGUCCUGGAGGACCCUCUGGAGGAGGUCCUGGAGGACCCUCUGGAGGAGGUCCUGGUGGCAGUACUGUGAAUGGCUCUGGAGGAACCGCUGGAGGUUCCGAAAACAUAAAUAUUAACCAGAUUGAAAUUGAACCUAAGGCUUGAUCCUGGAUAAUACAUUUUAUGGUUCAACUUAAAUGUAAUUGUUGAAAGAAAAGUAAAAUAAAAUGAUAUAAAAACAUAUAAGAGAAAAGA